Molecule: messenger RNA, 3232 nt
Organism: Tachysurus vachellii
Lineage: Eukaryota; Metazoa; Chordata; Actinopteri; Siluriformes; Bagridae
Gene: cap2
Product: cyclase associated actin cytoskeleton regulatory protein 2
Exons: 13
Coding region: 181-1590 (469 amino acids)
Biological process (GO): cytoskeleton organization; cell morphogenesis; regulation of adenylate cyclase activity
Cellular component (GO): cytoplasm
Molecular function (GO): actin binding; adenylate cyclase binding
Source: RefSeq, a predicted model, not a curated record
UUUUGGACAGAUCCACCAUCACUGAUGUCGCUUUAUUAGGAGAUCCCGGAAGUGUAAAGACUGCUGCGCAAUUGGGCCACAGGGAGGCUGGGAGCUGUAGCGCAAUUCGGACAGGAGCCGAAUAAGAGAUUCGGGAGCAGCCAAUUUAAAGGAGAUCCAGCUAAAGGCUCUUCGCUUGCUAUGGAAGUACUAGUCGAUCGUCUGGAAAAGGCUGUGAAUCGGCUCGAGGUGGUUUCAGACAAACUUCAGGGUUGCUCUGGGAGCUUGUCCAAUGGCGAGGUGAACGGAUAUCAUGGUGAAUCCCAGUGCACGGAUGUAUUUGACAAUUUACUGAGAGGGCCUCUGUCGGAAUACUUGAAGAAUAGCCGGACUAUUGGAGGAGAUGUGGCAAAACAUGCUGAGAUGGUACACGGUGCCCUACUGGCACAGAAGACUUUCCUCAAACUGGUCACCACACACCAGGAGCCUUCACAGACAGAGCUGGCAGAUCUCCUCAGGCCCAUCUCAGAGCAGAUUGAGCAGAUCCAGAACUUCAGAGAGAAGAACCGCGGCAGUCGUCUGUUUAACCACUUGUCUGCUGUCAGCGAGAGCAUUCCUGCCCUGGGAUGGGUGGCAGUGAAUCAGAAACCGGGGCCCUACGUGAAGGAGAUGAACGAUGCCGCUAUAUUCUACACCAACAGAGUCCUGAAAGACUACAAAGACAUUGACCCUUGCCAUGUGGAUUGGGUUCGCUCCUACCUGAGUAUCUGGACUGAACUGCAGGCUUUUAUUAAGCAGCACCACACCACUGGACUCGUCUGGAGCAAGACCGGUCCUGUAGCUCCAUCGUCCAUGCUCAUGGCUGAACCUGCUACUCCCUGCCCUCCACCUCCACCUCCGCCUCCACCUGCGAUCACAGACGAUGGUCCAAAGGCUGACCACGGUGCGGCUCAGCGUUCAGCUCUGUUCGCCCAGCUUAACCAGGGAGAGAACAUUACUAAAGGAUUGAAGCAUGUGUGUGAUGAGCAGAAGACCCAUAAGAACCCUGCUCUUCGCUCUCAUGGUGGGACAAGCAAGGAUUCUUCUUCAAAAGGCACAGCUCCCAGCUCCUCUACUCCUACACCAGCUAAGAAAACAUCUCCAGUCCUGGAACUGGAGGGAAAGAAGUGGAGAGUGGAGCAUCAGGAACAGGUGCAUGAUCUGGUAAUAGAUGAAACAGAGCUGAAACAGGUGGUUUAUGUCUUCAGCUGCAACAACUCCACGCUUCAGAUUAAAGGCAAAGUCAACUCCAUCAUAGUGGACAACUGCAAGAAGCUUGGCCUUGUGUUUGAGAAUGUGGUUGGCAUUUUUGAAAUCAUCAACUCCAGAGACAUCCGGCUCCAGGUAUUGGGCAAAGUGCCCACCAUUUCCAUCAAUAAGACAGAGGGAUGCCACGUCUACCUGAAUAAGGAGUCUCUAAACUGUGAGAUUAUCAGUGCCAAGAGCUCAGAAAUGAACAUUCUGGUUCCUCAGGAAGAUGAUGAUUAUAGAGAGUUUCCUGUGCCGGAGCAGUUUAAGACCGUUUGGGACGGGUCCAAGCUGGUGACAGAGCCGACUGAGAUUGCAGGCUGAUUGACAUUCAUUUUCACUUCUAUAUCUCUGCUGGUAGCCUCCAUUACCUGUAUCUAUCACUGUACUCUCAGCACACAACCUUUUAUAUGCCUGAAUUAUAGCUAUUGACAAUUUAGUGUAAUAGAGCUAGUCUCCAUGCUAGAAAUUUAUGAUGAAGGUUCAGAUUUAACCACAAUAAUAAAAUUUUUUUUAUUGUUUUUUUCCUUUUACCAAUUUCAGGAAUAUGUAUUUAUUAGUUGCAUUAAAUCUGCCCUAGUUCAGGAUGUUAACCCCCGACUAAAAGCCAAAAUCUAUUCAAAUUAGUCAAGCACUAAGAUCACUGGUGAUAAUGACGAAAACUACUUUUUUUAAGGCACUUUUAAAUCUCAUGAAUCAGUUCUAUCCGUUAUGUGUUUUUUUGUUACAUGUAUUUCAAAACUUGUUUUUGGUUUUAAGUAAUAAGAAGCUUGAGAUUUUAAAUCAUGUUUUAGCAAGACAUUAGACUUUUGUUUUUAGACUCAGAUUAAGAACAGGACUAGAUACAAACUAGCGAAAGAAAUUUAAUAUAAACUUGUAGAUGUGUACAAAUGUGUGCCUCAAGGAUAACUUUUUUAUCUUUUUUUUUUUUUUUUUUUUUAAUUUAGCAAUUAUGUCUAGUCUACCAGGUAAUUUGCUUAUUUUUUUUGGUAUCAGCCACAGUGUGUUUCAUAAAAUGGUUUACGCAAUAAUGUACAGUCAACCUGUGCCAUCAUGGACAUACACUGAAAUAACAUUAACACACACACACACACACACACACCUCAGCUCAUCACAGAUAUUUAUCUCUUGAUGAUAUCAUCUGCAUAUUGUAACCACUCUAUCUUGCUGUUUCAAGUAUAUCAACAGUAUUUAAGAUUUCUCUAGAGUUUAUUUCUUUGGUGACACUUCAAUCCAAGCUGACGUAUACAAUCCACACACAGAGCUGACAUAUAAAGACACAACAGAGGAUCUCUUACCAUCUGGGAUUUGAACUCAUAGUGAGGGUCAGAGUCAAGAGUCACUUUAAUCAUUUUACCUCUUAAUUUCACACAGGAGAGGUUCAGAAUCUCUUAUGUCCUUAAUAUGGCUAUUAAGUAAAAUCUUAAAUGCAUCAUCUGAAGCCACAGAAUUUUUGUUAUAUUGUUCCUCGUUGUGAAUAGGGGCCAUUCUACCUUUGUGUUGUACUGUUUGUGAAAUCCUCUACGGUCAGUAUAUUUAAAGGGACUGUUUUCACCGUGUUCUUUGCACAAGAUGAUAUGGUGUAUAACAGAUCACAUAAAUUCACCCAAUAUAUACAUAUAUAAUAUAUAUAUAUAUAUAUAUAUAUAUAUAUAUAUAUAUAUAUAUACACACACACACACACACACAGGAAAAGUACAGGAAAGCAUUUUGUAGACCGACUUCACCAGUAUGAAUGAAGCGUUCUUUUAGGCCUGGAGAACUUGUAGAACUUUAGCUGCUCUGCAUUAAAAAAGCUAAAUGUAUAUAACCGUUUGUUAAAACCAAGGUAACUAUUAUUAGGAAUAAGAACUAAUCUGAAAAAUGUUCAAUGUUCUGCACACCACUCUAAUCAACACUGUUUUAAGAGAAAGAAGACAGCAUGUUUCCACACUAGUCCUACAAAUAAAACAUUAUGAAUCUCUGA